AUGACGCCUUGUCUGGCAGUGAAUAGGAUACCCAACGAACUUAGUCCUUCUACUUUUUCGGAUUCAAGUACUUUAUGUAGUUUCGACACUAAUGUCAGUUGCCUAUCAGACGUAACUAAUGAAGAUUACCCGAGGAAAAGAGCUAGAACUGAGUUGAGAGAAAGAGAAGUAAACGUGCAGGAAUUGAAAGAGUAUAUAUUGAAGGCUCCAGGAGGAAAAGAAGUUGUCUUUUUCUACAGGAAUAACAGGACCCUGGACGAUAAACAUAGGAAGAGAUUAGUAAACAUUGUAGUGAAUCAUAUGCUACAAGAUACCCUUGACGUAUUGCCUUCUAAUUACACAAAAGCGACAUAUGCAUCAGCAAUCGUCCAACUAUUUCCUGCUCUAAGGGACAAAACUACGGAAGACGGAUUUGUAAGUUCCGUUUUUUAUGGGGAAUCUUCGAUGGUGCAAUCUUUCAUUUACAGGAAGACAAGAAUUAUGAUAUUAUUGCUUUGAAAACAAUAUCGCAUAAGGUUUCAUAUGAUUUGAGUUCCCCAUAUCUAAAUAAUUUCAAAUGUAUCGUCCCAAAAUUUGACAUAGUUCUGAAAUAAUUCAUUUGUGAUAAUUUUGUAUGUUCCGUUGGCGCUAUUCAGGGCUCGAUGUUUUCACCGGAUUAUGUAUACUGCAUACUUGUAUGUAGGUAAAUGAAGAAUAUGUAUAGUAUCUCUAUCUAAAGAAUAUUCUGUUGAUAUUUAUUUUCUAUAUUUUGUAAUUCUAUAUUUU
Molecule: messenger RNA, 765 nt
Organism: Harmonia axyridis
Lineage: Eukaryota; Metazoa; Arthropoda; Insecta; Coleoptera; Coccinellidae
Exons: 3
Coding region: 1-498 (165 amino acids)
Source: RefSeq, a predicted model, not a curated record